Messenger RNA from Erpetoichthys calabaricus (reedfish), 1710 nucleotides. RefSeq names its product zinc finger protein OZF-like. The transcript is spliced from 4 exons. Bases 30 to 1379 code for a protein of 449 amino acids. Lineage: Eukaryota; Metazoa; Chordata; Cladistia; Polypteriformes; Polypteridae. The record is from RefSeq and is a predicted model, not a curated record. Gene Ontology annotation, molecular function: RNA polymerase II cis-regulatory region sequence-specific DNA binding; DNA-binding transcription factor activity, RNA polymerase II-specific. Gene Ontology annotation, biological process: regulation of transcription by RNA polymerase II.
GCAGACAGUAAGUGUUUUGGAUUUUGGGGAUGCACUUUAUGGAUGUAGAAAAAGAAAAAGCUGCUGUUUACUGGAACAUCUCAAUGGAUGUGAAACAGGAGACCUGUGAUGUGGACGCAAAUAUCAUGGAGAAAACUGUAAAUAUUAAGGAGGACUGUCAGUGGGAGUCCAUCUACCUUAAACAGGAAAGUCUGAGCAUCAAGGAGGAGGACAGUGAACUGCAGCCAGUGAGCAUUAAAGAAGAACCAGAAGAGAAGUCUGUCAGUAUUGAGACACAUAACCAUACAAAUCUGGACAUUGUAAAAGAAGUCCACUGUCAUGAUGGGUGUCAAGAUGGAAUGGUGACCAGGUUGGACUCUUCUCAUAGCAGACACUGUUCAUCUCCAGAGCCUUCUAUCAAUGUGAAGUCUGAAUCAUCAGAGUCUGAACCAAUGAGGGCUGAGCAAACUGCAUCUGUUAGAGCUCAGAAAAAUAAGCGACCACCUUCAAAGAAGUCUAGAAAAAGAAUGAAAGAUCAUUGCAGUGUGGAAUGUGGCAGAGAAUUGUCUAACAGGAGUGCUCUUCAGAAACACACGAGAGUUCACACUGGAGAGAAGACAUAUUGCUGUAAUGAAUGUGGUAAACAGUUUUCACAAAAAGGCCAUCUACAGAGACACACGAGAGUUCACACUGGAGAGAAGCCGUAUUGCUGUAAUGAAUGUGGUAAACAGUUUUCACAAAAAUGCCUUCUUCAGAUACACACAAGAGUUCACACUGGAGAAAAGCCAUAUUGCUGUAAUGAAUGUGGUAAACAGUUUUCACAAAUGAGCAGUGUUCAGAUACACACGAGAGCUCACACCGGAGAGAAGCCAUAUUGCUGUAAUGAAUGUGGCAAACAGUUUUCAUAUAAAGGUCAUCUUCAGAUACACAUGAGAGUUCACACUGGAGAGAAGCCGUAUUGCUGUAAUGAAUGUGGUAAACAGUUUUCAGAUACAGGCAGUCUUCACAAACACAGUAGAGUUCACACUGGAGAGAAGCCAUAUUGCUGUAAUGAAUGUGGUAAACAGUUUUCACAAAAAGGCCAACUACAGAAACACACGAGAGUUCACACUGGAGAGAAGCCAUACUGCUGUAAUGAAUGUGGUAAACAGUUUUCACAAAAAGGCCAUCUUCAGAUACACACGAGAGUUCACACCGGAGAGAAGCCAUAUUGCUGUAAUGAAUGUGGUAAACAGUUUUCACAUAAAGGCUAUCUUCAGAUACACACUAGAGUUCACACCGGAGAGAAGCCAUAUUGCUGUAAUGAAUGUGGUAAACAGUUUUCACAGAUAAUCUGUCUACAGAGACACACGAGAGUUCACAACAGAAUAAAAACAGUAGCAGUUCAAAAACCAGUCUAGAAAAACAAGAACCCUUCAGGACUCAAAAGUGAGGUUCAGUCGUGUCUUGAAAAGUAAGCAAACUAAACUAUUGUUAAGAAAUGAAUCUCCAAGAGAAGCCAUAUUGCUGUUUGGAAUGUGGCAAACAAAUCUGUCAGCGCAGUACACUUCAGAGACGCACCAGAAUUCCCACAGGAGAGAAGUACAACUGAACUGUCCUGACUAAAGAGUGAGGUUCACUCCUGCCUGGACAGUAAUCACAUGUAACUGACUCAAAUCCAUCCUACUUAGUGUUGUGUCAAAAACAAAUCAACAUGGAGGAGAAAUAGAAGUUUAUAUCCUUUUUCCUUUU